AACUGGCUGUGUACAGGGAGGGAGGGACGAAGGUGCAGGUCAGUGACAGUCUCUUCAGUCUGCCUUGAGCCGUGAGAGGGAGAGGAUCGUUGUCUGUUGCCUCUGAGUCUCUUCACGUUUUCUGUUCGCUCAGGAUUGAAGAUUGAUAGAAAGGAGUGAUGGGCAGUCCUUUAGGUAGCGAGGAGGCGGGGGCGGUGCUGGGGCCGGAUCAGUACGUGUGCACGCUGCCCGCUGAGGUGUGCAAGCUGGCGGAAACCCACUUGAAGGAGGAGGAACAGGCGAGGACGUCAGCGAUUGUUCAGAUGCGUAAUUUCAUCUCCAGUCACCCCUUGAUUACCAAAUGCAGGAUGGAUGGCAACUUUCUUCUGCGGUUCUUGAGGAUGAAGAAAUUCCGGGUGGAGGAGGCGCAGGAACAACUGGAGAAGUACUUGAGGAUGCGUCAGGAACACCCGCAGUGGUUCACGAAGCUGAAUAUUCUCGACCCCACGUUAGAUGAGCUCAUUUCAACGGGGUACUUUUUUGCACUGCCUGAGAGGGACGAGUCUGGCAGGCGGGUGUUCUUCAGUGUUGGUGGCAAGAUGGACCCCACCCGCUUCACAGCCUCAGACCAGAUGCGCUCUAUGCUGGUUGGUUUUGAGUCUUUGAUUGAGGAUGAGGAGAACCAAGUGCGUGGCUUCACCUACAUCUUUGACGAGAAGGAGCUGGGCCUCUCCAUCAUCACUCUUUGGACUCCCUCUGAUGUGUCCAAGGCCUUCCAGUGCUGUGAGAAAACCAUCCCCAUGAGGCACAAAGAGAUCCACAUUGUGAACCUGCCCACCGCACUCAUGGCCGUGUUUGAGUUUGCCAAGACGUUGCUCUCAGACAAGAUCAAAAACAGGUUCCAGAUGCACAGUGACAACAGCAAGCUGAGGCAAGCAGUGCCCUCCAGACUCCUUCCCAAAGAGUAUGGAGGCACUGUUCCCAUGGCCGACAUGAUCCAAAUGUACAAGAAGGAGCUGCUGUCAGUGAGGAGUCGUGUGUUGAUGCUGGACCAGAUGCACAUUGCCAAGAAGCCCAAGAACAAGAGGAUUGACAAAGCCCUCACUACAAUCCAGCGUAACUUUAAGAAGCUUGACAUUGAUUAAGGAACCUCAAGUGUUGCCACCCAAGAGAAGAAAGGUACAAGUAGAUUCUUGAGAUUCACAAAUACAGAACAAGUUGUAGAAGUUUGUACAUUAGAAGUAGCUUGAAGGAAUGACAUGGGAGAAUAGCUACAAAUGUGGAUCUUACAUGACAAGCAAGAUUUACAUAUGAACUGAGGAACCUGUAGCAGUGUAGAAGCAGCACUACACUGUCCAAAUAAUGAUGUCAUGUCAGGAAAGGCAAAGUUGUAGCCCCAUACUUUCCGCUACACUUAGAUUAAAGGUAACAGAAGUAGUACAAGGAACAUAACAAGAGCAUUAUGUGAAGAAAAGUUAAGAUGUAGCUCAUAAUGUCUGUCUUGCUUAGCGUGAAGGCAGCAGAGAUUCAUGUAUAGACUGACAGGAUGGUGUAAGUAUGAUAGUUAGAACACCACACAGUCUCCAUGUCAUACUCAAGGCAGAUCCCACCUAAAAGGGAGAGUGCCAUCCUCAGCCUCAGUGUGGCAGCAUUACAGGCCCCCUUGUGCACAGUUAGAGGCUACAGUAGUGUGCUCAUGUCCACCUCCUGAAGGCUGAUGAUAUGUGGUCUUUCAUAGAGUUAAUGAAGAGUGUCUUUGAAAUAUUCAGUAGUGUAUAAUUCAAUAUCCCAGUGCUACAAUAGAUUGGUUGAUUUUCUGAAGGCAGUAGUUGACCGCUCACUCACCAUGCUUCCCAAUAUGUGAUUCUUUUUAUGUGAACUGCAAGGAAUAUCUGUGACUCGGCUAGAUGUACAGUAUACAAAGACACAAAUGUGAACUGAAUCCAGGUAAAUUAAAAAGGAACUGCAUGUUUACUUAAUAAGUUCAUGAAAUUUGUAUUGACAUAAAUGUUAGUCUUUAGCAUUAAGAUAAGAAAUUUGCUUAUUCUCUGCCUUUUAUAAUGGAAGCUUAUAGAAGGUUUGGGCAUCAAAUUUAGACAUAGCUGAAGAAAUGCAUAAAAUUUUUCAGAAUGCAAAUGAAUGUAUGAUAUAUUUCUAAGUUAAACAAUUCUGGGAAACAUAUCAGAUAUAAAAACAGCUAAGGUAUGGUAAGUUUUACUCUGUAGUUUGAGAAUUAACUAUGAUGUGUAAGAGCAAAGCUGGGAUUGUUUUUCCCAAGCACAAUGAUAAUGACAAGGUAAAAAGAAACUAGAUUUAUUUGAAUUAGGAAUUAUCUCAGAAUCAGAGAUUUUAGAUUACCUCUUUAUGUUUCUGAUGCUUCACACACCAGAUAAUGUCCCUCAAGGGGGUAUUCAAAAGAGAAGAGCAUUCACUUCUCCCUAUCUAAACAGUGGCUAUCUUACAAAUUAUAUAUAAAAAAAAGUUCAUGUUAAAGAAUAUCUACACUAAGUAAUCAAUUAUAAAUCACAUAAGUCCCAAGAGGAUGAAUAUUAAGUACACAGAAGUUAGUGUAAGGCGUCAAUAAUUCCUGUGGUGUACAGCGGCUGCCAGCAUGGUGGCUGCACCUCAAUGAACUCUAGUCAUACAUUAGGAGUUCUUCCCAUCCUUCGUAAGGCUCGCCAGGGUACAGCACUCAAUACACACACAACUCACUCCAGGUUGUGUCAUCGCCCUGUACCACAUGUGCUAGUGUGUCACCCCUGUGUAGACUAUUUAUUGCUCUAGUGAAGUGUUGCUGUGUAUACGUUUGUUUUCCACGACCGUGAUGGUUUGGAAGGUUAAUGUAUGUGUGUAUGCAUAUGCGUGUGUGUUGACAGUACUGUUGUAAUAAAUUAUCCGAUUUAU
Molecule: messenger RNA, 2883 nt
Organism: Portunus trituberculatus (swimming crab)
Lineage: Eukaryota; Metazoa; Arthropoda; Malacostraca; Decapoda; Portunidae
Product: clavesin-2-like
Exons: 7
Coding region: 159-1124 (321 amino acids)
Cellular component (GO): membrane
Molecular function (GO): phosphatidylinositol bisphosphate binding
Source: RefSeq, a predicted model, not a curated record